AUGGUUGUAGCUAAAGUUUAUAAAUACCAAUAUAAAUUCAGAGGUUUUCCUAAAUAUACUGACUUGAAAAUAACCGAAGAGGAGCUGCCAGAAAUACAAGAUGGAGAAUAUUUGGCUCAAGCGGUUUACCUCAGCAUUGAUCCUUACAUGAGGGCAUAUGCAAACUCAUUGCCCGUUGGAUCAACUAUGAUUGGCACGCAAAUAGCUAUAAUAAUCGAGAGCAAAAACCCAAAUUUUCCUGUUGGCAAAUACGUACUAGGAGACUUCGGUUGGAGAACUCACACCAUUUCCAAUGGUAAAUUGGAAAACGAAAAGAUACCGCAACACAUCUUACCGCAACACGACAACAUACCUCUCUCAUACCACCUAGGAAUUCUAGGUCUUGUAGGAUAUACGGCCUAUUUCGGUUUGCUAAAUAUUUGCAAACCCAAAGAAGGGGAAACGGUCGUCGUAUCUGGAGCAGCUGGAGGUGUCGGUUCAUUAGUUGGACAAAUAGCGAAAAUUUUAGGUUGUACGGUCAUCGGUAUAGCGGGAUCGGAUGAAAAGGGUAAAUGGCUGACGGGGGAGCUGGGAUUCGAUCAUUUUAUUAAUUACAAAACUGACGACGUCAAAAAGGCACUGACGAUUGCCGCUCCUAAUGGUGUAGACUGCUAUUUUGAUAACGUUGGUGGUGAUGUCAGUUCUAAAGUGAUUUACCAGAUGAACGAAUUUGGACGUAUAGCAGUAUGUGGAUGCAUUUCCAAUUAUAACAGCAUAAAUGAACCUGAAGAUGUUCUUCUUCAAUUUCCAAUAACCUUCAAACAAUUACGGAUGGAAGGAUUCGUCAUAUCGAGAUGGGCCGACAGCUUCGCCGAAGCUAGUCUUCAAUUGCUUGAAUGGAUCAAAGAAGGAAAAUUGAAAUGCCGCGAAACCGUUACCGAAGGUUUCGAAAAUACUUUUGAAGCGUUCAAAGAAAUGUUGAAAGGGAGAAACGUCGGCAAAGCCAUUGUGAAAUUUUAG
Phyllotreta striolata is the source of this 999-nucleotide messenger RNA. The record is from the annotation of a GenBank genome assembly. Lineage: Eukaryota; Metazoa; Arthropoda; Insecta; Coleoptera; Chrysomelidae.